UCACAGAGUGACAUCUAGCUAGUACGAGUACGACACAGAGUAGGGUGGCCAUAGAGAAACGAGAGCUAAGCAAGGUAGGAAUAGGAUCAAUGGGGUUGAGCAGGGCAGCAAUGUUGGGGGUGAUAGUCCUAGUUGCGGCGCUGAUGUUCCCGAUGCCUAAAGCCGACGGCCCGUCCUAUGACUUCCACGAUGAGUCGUGCCCCAAACUGCGGCAGAUGGUGCACGACUCCGUGGAGGAGGCGCUGAAGGAGGACGUCGGCAUCGCCGCCGGUCUCCUCCGCAUCAUGUUCCACGACUGCUUCCCGCAAGGCUGCGACGCUUCGCUUCUAGUCCAUGGAAGGUACUGGAGCGAGACGAGCUGGCCCCAGAACAAGGGGAUAAGGCCAACCGCCAUGGCUCUCAUCGACACCAUCCGCGCUAAGGUGCAGAGCCCAGACGCGUGCGGUCCCACCGUCUCCUGCACCGACAUCAUGAACCUCGCCACCCGCGAGGCCGUGAUGCACUUCAACGUGCCAGGCUACGCUGUGCCGCUCGGUUUGAAAGACAGCCUAGCCCCCGCUGACCUCGCCAGAAUCUGGGAGUUGCCGGGGCCCGACUUGAGCGCCGCCGAGCUGCUCCAGAGGUUCGCGACCCGCGGCUUUGACGUCGCCGACGUGGUGGUGCUCUCUGGGGCGCACACCAUCGGAAGGUCCAGCUGCGGCGGCUUCCAGGACCGCUUCCAGGAGAGCACUGGCUUCGCUCGCCGGCUCCGCGCCAACUGCAGCAGCGACGCCAACCGGCUGCAGGACCUCGACGUGACCACCCCGGACAGGUUCGACAAUGAGUACUACCACAACCUGCUGGCCGGGAAGGGGGUGCUCACCUCCGACCUGCAGCUCCUCCGCAACCACACCACCCGCUGGUGGGUCAACAACUUUGCGCAGGACCAAGGGUGGUUCUUUGCGCAGUUCGGUACCUCCAUGAGCAAGAUGGCGCAUUUGCCCAGUAGUGAAGCCGCACAGUAUGGCGAGAUCCGCAACUACAGUUGCUUCUGGUCCAACCAGCGAUGGCUCACCGCCUCUGCUUGAGAUCCCACCGAUUAUGACGCCACGCCCGUGCAUGUUUGUUUCCCUGCGAGCUUAGCUAGUAGCUAGCUACGACUAGGACAUCCUGUGGCUUUUGUGUGCUUCAUUUCGGUUGAUCCGGGCUGACUGCAGCCUUCUUCCUCUCGUUUUUGUCAACUUUCAGCAAAUGUCUGUUUCCUGUCGGUACUUCCCUUGUCAUAAUAAAAUUUCUGGUUUCAA
Molecule: messenger RNA, 1283 nt
Organism: Lolium perenne
Lineage: Eukaryota; Viridiplantae; Streptophyta; Magnoliopsida; Poales; Poaceae
Product: peroxidase 22.3
Biological process (GO): response to oxidative stress; hydrogen peroxide catabolic process
Molecular function (GO): peroxidase activity; heme binding
Source: RefSeq, a predicted model, not a curated record